Vicia faba (fava bean) is the source of this 480-nucleotide messenger RNA. Lineage: Eukaryota; Viridiplantae; Streptophyta; Magnoliopsida; Fabales; Fabaceae. The record is from the annotation of a GenBank genome assembly.
AUGGCAAUUUCAGGAUCAGAGACACAGUCACAAACUCAAAGUUGUACUACUACGACGGUUAUAAAAAGCGUUAACAACGUAGAAGUUGAGUGUGUGAAAUGUGACUCAUGCGGUUUCACAGAAGAAUGCACACCGGCAUAUAUCUCGAAAGUUCGACAAAGAUAUCAAGGUAGAUGGCUUUGCGGACUCUGCGUUGAAGCUGUGAAAGACGAAGUUAUUAGAUCGGAUAGACUUAUCACCAUUGAGGAAGCACUCAAUAGGCAUACAAGUUUCUGUAAAGAGUUUAGAUCGUCUUCUACUAAAACGGUUACGGAGCAUCCUAUCUUUGUUAUGAGUCGGAUUCUUCGCCGGAGUUUGGAUUCGCCUCGUCCAAAGCCGCCUCUUCGCUCGAAUUCUGCUGGAGUUCUUCCGCCUGUUGAUCGUGUUCGGUCCUCGUCGUUGAUUCGAUCGGAGAGUUGCUUUUCGUCGAUAUCUGGUUAA